This is a messenger RNA of Pectinophora gossypiella (pink bollworm), 2409 nucleotides long. RefSeq names its product zwei Ig domain protein zig-8-like. Bases 312 to 1157 code for a protein of 281 amino acids. Gene Ontology annotation, cellular component: neuron projection membrane. Lineage: Eukaryota; Metazoa; Arthropoda; Insecta; Lepidoptera; Gelechiidae. Gene Ontology annotation, biological process: synapse organization. The record is from RefSeq and is a predicted model, not a curated record. The transcript is spliced from 10 exons.
CGGGUCGUUCGUGCCGCUUACACAUCCGAUCUUUACCGGCCGCCCAAAAAAAUAAACAUCGAUUUUUGAACGUGUAGUGCUUGUGCUAGUGUCUGUGUUGUGCUGUGGAUUUUUGGAUUCGGAAUGCUAUGAUGUAAGUUCGAAUGUCGAACAGUUACUGAGUGCAGCUUAAAUUGUAACCGGCCAUUAUGAGAACGGUAUGUGUCUCUGCUGAUCAUCAAUUUCGUGGGAUUAUUUUAACAUCUCUUUUUGAAACCGUAUACGCUGACAGUGUCAAGGCGUGAGAUUAUGCGCGGGCACGUCAUCUAGCCAUGUCUAUUCUGCUCAGCGCGCUCGGAGUGCUGGCGAUCGUCUCGCGCACCGGUUGCACAGACAACGCAAACGCUCUCGGCUCGGAGGGGGUCUCAGAGUUGGACUACACAGACGUGGACCUCGGGCUGACACAGCGGGGGCCACACUUCGACGUGGCCUACUCCAGGAACGUCACGGCCCUCGUCGGCAAGACUGCGCAGCUGAACUGCAGGGUACAUGACCUUGGAAAUAGGACGGUGUCAUGGAUCCGCCACCGCGACAUCCACCUGCUGACGUCAGGCCGGAUGACUUACACCUCAGACCAGAGGUUUAUCAGCGUCCACAAUCCUCACACUGAGGACUGGAUAUUGAAAAUAAGGUUCCCGCAACGGCGAGACUCUGGCAUCUACGAAUGUCAAGUUGGUACGACGCCACCUAUCGGCCAUCGAAUGUACCUCUCUGUCGUCGAGCCGCUGACGACGAUUCUGGGCGGUCCGGAGCUGUUUAUCAACACUGGCAGUACCAUCAACCUCACGUGUGUGGUGCAGCACUCGCCCGAGCCACCACCAGCCAUCCGCUGGACUCAUAAUGACGAGGAGAUCAACUACGACUCCCCCCGCGGCGGGGUGUCGGUGAUCACGGAGAAGGGAGAGACGACCACGUCACACCUGCUGGUGCAGCGCGCCCGGGCGCCCGACUCUGGCCGGUAUACCUGCGCCCCGGCCAACGCCAACCCCAGAUCCGUGCUGGUCCAUGUACUGAGUGGUGAGCAUCCAGCGGCGAUGCAGCAUGGGGGUCAGCUCCGUAUCCAGUACCCACUAUCUUCUGCCCUCCUUAGCAUCAUCGUGGCUCUCAUGGGAUGCUAGUACACAUAGCUAGACAACGGCAUUUUGUAUUCGAAGCGUGGAAGCAAAGGAGUGAUACACUUUUAAGUAUAGAACCGAAAUCGCGUGUAAAGUGCGUCUAGAAACGGAUAGAUCGAAGAGUCAUGAAAUAACAUAAAUUCACGAAUAUUAUAGCAACUGAGGCAGUCAGAGAAGAACCGAUACUUCGCCGGGCUUUCUGUAAGACCAGUUUCCAUUUGUUUGUGUAGCGUGUUUGUGUGUCUCUGUGGAUGAUUCCACUCCAUGCAAAUCGAUACUGAGGUAUCGCGGCCGCCUCAACUGACGAGCUGUUUCAAUACUGAUACGCGCGAGUUUCGUUUACAAUUAAAAUAUUUUUAUUAUUCUUAUCAUGGCAGUCAGGUCCCGAUCAUACAGUUGUCUGUCGAGCAGCUUUCCUGCGCACUAACGCUGCGUUCACACGAUAAAAUUGUACUUGUCAAAAAUAAUUUCAAAGUAAUAAUUAACGAAGAGGUGCAUACAGAAGUCGGUUGAAAUUGCAGCACUUGCGUUCCAAAGCCGAUGGACGUAGUAUACGAUACCGACGACCCGAUUACCCUAUCCAUAGAGGCGGCCAAUCAGCUCGCGACAAUAAACACUUCAGAACCCCGAUACCGACUCGUUAUAUUUUUUUACGCUGGCAAAAAGUAAAAGUAAAAACUCUGAUCAGGUUUUUGUAUGGUCAAUAUUCUGCAAGACUCUUCUAUCGACACUCAGACAUACUUAAAGAAAUAAAAGAAAGUGAUCUUGGCAAGUAGACAAGAGAAGAAUCGCAAGAAUAUUUCGUCUUGAAAAAUCACCUUUUGUGCAGUCAAAGUUAUUACUUUUUUCUUAACGCGAUGGACGUUAGCAAAGUAAUAGAAACACGAGUUUAAACUAUCGAUAAAGUACACUUUAGCGAUCAAUAGAUGGCGCUCACUGAAGGUAGCUCUUCUCCAAUAGGUAACUAUUUAGAUAAUAAUAAGUGUAAAAGAAAUAAAAUUCGCCCCUGCGGCAUAAGUUACGCUAUGAAAUGCGACGCGACAUACCUCUCAUGAAAUACCAUAAUGAAAUAACUCAAAAACAUAGUUUAAAAAAAAAGCGAUUGGAAAGUUAGACUAGCGCAUAGCUAUUUCUGUAUUGCAUCAAAAAUAUUACGGACUGACUAGCGUCAGAAGAGAAAGUGUUGCUUGUUAUUUUGUAUAUCAUAACUCAAAAUAUAUUUUUUUGAGUUGUUAUAUUAUUGGAUUUCACGUAG